This is a messenger RNA of Scophthalmus maximus (turbot), 477 nucleotides long. RefSeq names its product MICOS complex subunit Mic10. Gene Ontology annotation, cellular component: MICOS complex; mitochondrial inner membrane; mitochondrion. The transcript is spliced from 4 exons. The record is from RefSeq and is a predicted model, not a curated record. Bases 11 to 310 code for a protein of 99 amino acids. NCBI's taxonomy places the organism in Eukaryota, Metazoa, Chordata, Actinopteri, Pleuronectiformes, Scophthalmidae.
GACUAAAGGGAUGAACGUGGUCGCGGUGGUGUUCACGCUCUUCUCGCGAUAUCUGGUGCAGAACUUCUCGUUGCUGGAAAACAUGGCGGAAGAACACGGACGGAAAUGGGACCGCUGCCUCGCCGACACGGCCGUGAAAACAGUAACUGGCCUCGGUGUGGGCGUUGUGUUCUCCGUCCUUCUCUUUAAACGUCGCACGUGGCCUGUGUCACUGGGUUCAGGUUUGGGACUGGGCAUGGGAUACUCCAACUGCCAGCAUGACUUCAGGUCACCAUACCUGAUUCAUGGACGUGUGGUUAAGGAGCAGUAAUGAAGGACUACAGAAGAUGAGGAUUUGCCAAGGAACUACUCAUCUGGUUUUGAGUUGUUUUUUUGUUUUUUGUGGUGUUCCUCUCUGAACUCAUGUCCAACAAUACACGGGUUUUUACCAAAAGUGAAGUUGAUAUAUAUUUAAUAAAGUCAUUAUGGAAAACUCUC